UAUGUCUUUGUUAUCACUCUCGCGGUGCGCCCUCCGCCGACAAGUUGAUCAGUUACAUGUGACCGGUUGACUCGAUUGGUCAACCGAACCGAGUGGUUCAGUUCUUUUUCGUGUUGCAACGCCGGGUUUUUUUUUUCAACAGGCGUCAAAAUGGAGAGACUCAGCGGCUUAGUAGUCGCGACUUUCCUACUCUUGGUGGUCGCGGCCAUCGAGUCGAGCUCCUAUCAGCUGAAAGAAGCUUACAGCUGGAAGGUCGUCGAUUUCCAGUACCCGAACGAUACUGUCCGUCAAGGAGCGCUCAAAUCUGGCUCCUUCGUCCAGGAGAACAGUUUGCCUCUCGGCGUGGAGGUCUGGAAGAACAAGCUAUUCAUCACACUCCCCAGGUGGAAGCCUGGCAUCCCUGCAACUCUUACUUACAUCAAUUUGGAUGACGCAAGCGGAGACAAGUCGCCGAAACUGAUCCCGUACCCGGACUGGGAAACUCACGACUUGGAGACGAACGGCUCGAAGAUUGUUUCCGUGUUCCGUCUGAACGUGGACGUCUGCGACCGACUCUGGAUGGUGGACACCGGGCUGGUCGACAUCCUCGGCGAGCACAAGCACAUCAAAGCCCCCAGGAUCCUCGUCUACGACCUCAAGACCGACAAGCUCAUCGACGAGUACGAGGUGAAGAAGGAGCACCUCAAAGAGAACACCUUCCUGGCCAACAUCAUCGUCGAUGUCACCCCGGAGACCUGCGACAAGCCCUUCGCCUACGUCACCGACCUCAUGGCCUACGGACUCAUCGUCUACGACAUGAAGAACAAGGACUCCUGGAGGAUCGACCACCACUACUUCCACUUCGACCCCCUGUCCGGGGACUACCACAUCGGAGGAGUCAACUUCCAGUGGAACGACGGUAUCUUCGGCAUCGCCCUCUCGCCUGCCCCCAAGGAGGGACACCGGACCCUUUACUUCCAUCCCCUCUCUAGUACUAGAGAAUUCGCUGUCUCCACAAGGGUUUUGCAGAACAAAACGAACGCUGACAGUUACCACGAAUAUAAAAUAUUGGGAUCCAGAGGUCCGAACUCUCAAGCCACAGCCUCCUCCCUGGACGAGAAAACCGGGGUCCUCGUCUACACGCAGGUCAACAAAGAUGCCAUCGGAUGCUGGAACUCCGUCAGACAUGCUGAUGAGUAUUCCGCCGACACCAACGGAAUCAUCGCCGCUGACAACGAAACACUUAUCUUCCCCAACGAUCUCAAGGUGGACAAGAACGGAAACCUCUGGGUUGUCUCUGACCGUCUCCCUCAGUAUAUUUACAAACAAUUGGACUACAAAGAUGUGAACUUCAGAGUUCUCACGGCCUCAGUUGCUGAAGCCAUAAAAGGAACCGUCUGUGAUAAUGCUUAAAUUUAAUGAACUAUGAAACGCCAAGGAAAAAAUUAUGUUUUGGCACCGAGUCCUAAUGCACAGAACGCUCGUAAGAGUGUGUGGCCGAAUUUUUUGAGCUGUUACUAUAGAUUCUUGAAGCUACACUGUGUGUGUGCAAGCAUAUGAUCAAGUCUUUUCACGAUUUAGGCUCGGUGCUAUUGUAUGAUUCUCCUAUCAGUGAUAUUUUAAAGAUUUGCCAUCCCGUGUAUUUAUUAUUUUUAAGGCUCAAGACGUUUUAAUCAAAAUUUUUAUCAUGAGUCA
Molecule: messenger RNA, 1674 nt
Organism: Bemisia tabaci
Lineage: Eukaryota; Metazoa; Arthropoda; Insecta; Hemiptera; Aleyrodidae
Gene: yellow-c
Product: L-dopachrome tautomerase yellow-c
Cellular component (GO): extracellular region
Source: RefSeq, a predicted model, not a curated record